AUGCCCCGCCGUCAAGGACCUUCUCGUUCCUUGUUUGCCUCCCUUCCGUUAGAUCUCAAGCAAUCCCUUCGAUCUCAAUCCUUCGACAACUUCGCCAGCAAGUCAGAGGAAGUUCAAGUGAAAGCUGAACAGAUACUCGAUAUACCCAAGAGUGGAAUGCUGGAUACUCAGCCUCAAUCAGAUAGCGAUAGCGACAGUGAAAUAGAUGGAGACGGUUUACCUAUUAGAUAUCCAGAUGGUUAUAAUGUAAACAACAGCCAGAAUAAAUCGACUGUAGUAGCUCAAACGCCCAAUAUAGCAGGACCAUCAACUAUAGUAAACCAAACACUCGGAGUAACUGAAGCAGGUCCAUCAACCACCGUAAAGUCCCGAAGACACGUAAUUCAUACGCCUAAAUACGAUCCCACCCAGUUUGUAGGUUUAGGUCAACAGACACAUAAGAAAAGGAAGAAAGGUAAACAACCUAUACGAAACCCUUUGAACCCCUUUAUAGGACAUGAAUGGGACUGUACGGGAUUAGUCAAGAGAUUCACGGAUUAUACGGAAGUCCCCCAAGAUUUGAUGAAAUAUUACGCACAAAGACGACUAUACUUCCCAUUAUACGAUCAUCUUCCCCUACUUCUUGAUAGAACAGGAUGGUUCUCCAUUACCCCUCAACCUAUCGCUGCUCAUAUUGCGAAUCGAUGUAAAUGCGAUUUGAUAAUCGAUGCAUUUUGCGGUGUGGGUGGGAAUUCAAUUGAAUUUGCUAAAACCUGUGAAAGGGUUAUCGCUAUUGAUAACGAUUUGACUCGUCUCAAGUUGGCUCGACAUAAUGCUCUGCACCACGGUGUAGCCGAUCGGAUAGAAUUCAUUCACGGCGAUUUCAUAAAUUUCGCAAAGUCGUUCGUUGCCAACAGCAAUGGAAGGGAAGAAACUGUCGAUGUGAUCUUCCUAUCUCCUCCAUGGGGCGGAAUCGAUUAUCUCAACACCCCUUCUUCUACAUAUCCACUCUCUUCCAUCUUGCCUAUACCGGGGGACGAGCUGUUCAAGCUAUGUACGACGCUUACACCGAAUAUCGCAUAUUAUCUACCUAGGAAUACAGACCUGAAUGAACUUUCGACACUUGCCAAAACGAUCCAAGGGGAAGAUCCAGAUGGAAGAGGAAGGAAUAGAGAAUGGGUGGAAGUGGAGGAAGAGUGGGUGGGGGAAAAGCUGAAAGCUGUCACUGCGUAUUUUGGCGGGUUGGUUGCUGAUGAAUGA
Molecule: messenger RNA, 1239 nt
Organism: Kwoniella mangroviensis CBS 8507
Lineage: Eukaryota; Fungi; Basidiomycota; Tremellomycetes; Tremellales; Cryptococcaceae
Exons: 4
Coding region: 1-1239 (412 amino acids)
Biological process (GO): 7-methylguanosine cap hypermethylation; 7-methylguanosine RNA capping
Cellular component (GO): nucleus
Molecular function (GO): RNA cap trimethylguanosine synthase activity
Source: RefSeq, a predicted model, not a curated record